Molecule: messenger RNA, 546 nt
Organism: Rotaria sp. Silwood1
Lineage: Eukaryota; Metazoa; Rotifera; Eurotatoria; Philodinida; Philodinidae
Source: the annotation of a GenBank genome assembly
AUGAUGUCUCCAAAACCACCACCUGUUUUUGUUGUUCCUGGAAUGCAUGUUGGUUGUUUUCCAAAUGAUGCCAUGAAUGAUAAUACACUCGAAUGCUUCUUUGAUUCUACGUGCUUUAAUACCACAGCACAAUGGAUUUCUACUCUACCAGUUACCUCUUGGCCAAAACCAUUCAAUAGUUCAAUAAAAUCGCGUUUUCUCCCCACCACCACUAUUGGUUCUCUUUUGGAACAAAAUAUGGUCGAAGAGUGGCAAAACAUAACAAAUUUUUCGGGUUACUAUGCUGCUUGCUCACCAGCUUCAUGUACUUACACGAUGACAAAACAUAGUGGUAUUUUUCACAUACUAACAACACUUCUCGGAUCAUUAGGUGGUCUUAUGGUAGUUCUACGCAUCAUUGCUCCACAACUCGUUAAGUUACAUUCUCUUCUUGCUGAUUAUAUGUCAAAAAGAACGAAACCAGAUACAAGUGUACAGAUGCAGCAGUUAGGUAUGAUUUCAAGAUGUUUUUUAGUAGCCUUUAGUAGGUUGCAUAUGGUUCAAUAG